Ictalurus furcatus (blue catfish) is the source of this 4886-nucleotide messenger RNA. RefSeq names its product chemerin chemokine-like receptor 2 (gene cmklr2). The record is from RefSeq and is a predicted model, not a curated record. Gene Ontology annotation, biological process: chemotaxis; positive regulation of cytosolic calcium ion concentration; complement receptor mediated signaling pathway. Bases 845 to 1912 code for a protein of 355 amino acids. Gene Ontology annotation, molecular function: G protein-coupled receptor activity; complement receptor activity. NCBI's taxonomy places the organism in Eukaryota, Metazoa, Chordata, Actinopteri, Siluriformes, Ictaluridae. Gene Ontology annotation, cellular component: plasma membrane. The transcript has 3 exons.
ACUAAACAUGUUUUCCUGUACAGUUUUCUUUUCUUUCUUUGUCUAACUUGGUGUUGCAGGGGAGCCUGGAGCCUAUCCCAGAGGACGUGGGGGACACCCUGGAUGGGGUGCCAACCCAUUGCCGUGCACAAUCACACACACACACACACACACACACACACACACACACACACACACACUCCAGACAACUUUGCAAAUGCAAAUCAGCCUACAAGGCAUGUCUUUGGACUGGGGGAAGAAACCGGAGUACCUGGAGGAAACCCCUGAAGGAGGCGGGACUCGAACCUCCAUCCCUGUUGGUGCGAACAAAUUAUAUUACUGUAGUUUCUGAUAUUUGGAUUGCUUUUUUUGUUUUGGUUGUUUGUUUUUUCUUUUUCCUACCUCCUGCAGAGACUUUUUUUUUUUGCAUUCCUCUCUUCAUUCCUUUGCAGCCGCAGUGUGUGACGUGUCGCAUUGCUGCCUGGACUGAAGCAUAGAUCUGCUCACUGACACUGAAACACUGAAACAGAGAGACACUGAAACAGAGAGACACUCCUGCUGCAUCGCUAGCUCUCGGAGCGCAACCUAAUCAACUCUAGCUAUUUAGCACAACAGCCACAACAGCAGAAGGGCGAGAUUUCCAACACUCUCCUCGUCGCAGUCUACAUGAACUGCUGCUGGACGAGCUGAACGAGUUGAAUCUGGUUGAGUUGUUUUUGUGGAAUGAAGUGGUAACACCCAGCAGGAAAGGAAAAAUCUGCAGAACUAUUAUAACUUCAAAACCCAGGAGUGAGUCAGAACUGUGGAUUAUUGCAGAACUAUCAGGCUACUACACACGUGAUUGUCAUAUAAUCUCUUCUCUACAAUGAUGGACCUGGAGGAAACUGAUUAUGGCAAUGUCUCUUAUGAAUAUAUGGAGUAUGGGGACUUUGAAGAGUUGAAAGAAGAGACUUAUGUCCAGAAGGAAACUCUACAUAUUAUUUCUGUGGUCAUCUAUUCUUUAGCGUUUGUGACUGGUGUAACUGGGAAUGGCAUUGUGAUCUGGGUCACUGCUUUCAAAUUCAAACGGACAGUUAGCAGUGUGUGGCUGCAGAACCUUGCUAUUGCUGAUUUUGUUUUUGUCCUUUUCCUACCUUUCUCCAUUGAUUAUGUGCUGCGUGACUUUAAUUGGAUCUUUGGCUGGGUAAUGUGCAAACUGAACUCUUUUGUGUGUACAAUGAACAUGUACGCUAGUGUGCUGUUCCUCACUGUGCUCACUCUGGACCACUACAUUUCUCUCGUGCACCUUAGUUGGUACCAAAUGUUCCGUACGGUGAAGCGGGCCUGGGGAGUCUGUGCAUUGACCUGGGUCAUGUCCAGCCUCUUAAGCAGUCCAGCUCUAAUAUUUAGAGAUACACUACAAUAUCACAAAAAGGUUGUGUGUUUCAACAACUUCCAUGAUGAUCCAAAUGUCAGUAAGGUGAGACACAUUUCUAUGGUAACUCUCCGCACCCUAGUUGGCUUCCUCCUGCCAUUCCUCACCAUCAGUGUGACUGCUAUAUUAUUGGUUAGAAAGAUGAAGCAGUUCAGCAAUGUACGCUUCUCCAGAUUCUCCAAAAUGAUCUCAGCAGUUAUCGUCGCUUUCUUCCUAUGCUGGGCGCCAUUCCACACCUUUAGCCUCAUGGAGCUCACUAUGCACCACUCACUCUCGCUGGGUCAUGUCCUGACUGUGGGCUUCCCUCUGGCCACCAGCUUGGCUUUCUUCAACAGCUGCAUCAAUCCCAUACUCUAUGGGCUGCUCAAUAAGAAAGUGUGGGCAAUUGUCAAGGGUUCCUUCAUAAGUCUCACUAAGAACUCACUGAGAGAGGUCAGCCACAACCUAUCUGCCACUGAGACAGCUUCACUUCCACCCAGCUGCUCACCUGAAGAGCCCUCUCCCUACACUAGUGUCUGAAGGAUGAGCUCUACAUCACUAACAUCACUAAAAAGCUUGCUGACAUUUGUGAUAAGAUUUGUAUUUCAUGUAUGUAUGUGCUUUAGAAAUCUGAUCAUAUAGAAAAAUAUUAAUUUUCUAUGCAAUCUAUUUUUAAGUUCAAAAACUUAAGGAUCUUAAAACUUCUCUAUCAUUCCCAUAAAACACUAAUUCUAGGGAGUUUUUUUUAUCAUUUGCUUUCUUUGGAGCUGGUCUUGUUUGGGUGCCAGAGUAUAAUGACUAUAAAUUUCUCAGAGUGGAAAACAUGAGCAAGUUCUCUCCCAACCACAUCUCUCAGACUUGGUGAAAGUAGAAACCAAAAUUCUUCUCCAUUAUAGGACUUGCCGUCCCCGUGAUGACCCUCAUUAUGCAAACAAGGCACAAUUCGGGAGAGAAAUGUUCAGUUUCAUUUGAUCUUCUUGACCUUAUGUAUUUUUGUAUGUUAAUAUUUGCUUACUUGGAAGUAAUUACAGCAUGGUUUCUCCUUCGUAUACGUUUGGUUACUUUUAGAUAAAGAUUUUAUUCAUAUUGACUUUAAAAUAUUUUGAGUUACCCUGUCCAGGGUGUACCCUGCCUUGUGCCCGAAGCUUCCUGGGAUAGGCUCCAGGUUCCCCGCGACCCUGAAGAAGGAGUAAGCGGUAGAAGAUGGAUGGAUGGAUGGAUAUUUUGAGUUACUCACCAGCAUGUUGUACUAGCAUAUUCUUUUUGUCUGUCAAGUUAGAUGUGGUUCAUGACAAACAGAAAAACUAUUCCUUUGUUUUUGUCUUUGAAUUGAACCAGUAUUUGGAAUGUUGGUGGUACCACGAUUGGUCUUUGCAAUCCACAGCCAUGGUGCAUUAAAAUAACCCUUGAGUCUGAGUAACAAGCUGAAUAACAAGUAUUAUAACAGCUACACAGCAUAUUGCUCACACUUACCGAUUGGGAUUAUGUGCAUUAAUGUUUGUACAGAAAAGUGUAUUCAUAAGAAACACAAAUAUCUUAUUUUAAUAUAUGUUGGUUUUUUUAAAUAAAUAUAUUCUAAUGACGGGAGCACAUUUAUUUCUUUGUUAUAUUUGAAAGUCAGUGGUCAGUGUGUUCCACAAGUGUCUGCUGUCCAGAUUGUCUUCUCUUUCUAUUCUGAAUAUGUUUUCAAUAGUUUCUAUUUCCUCUUAUUUAUGUACCCAGUUGCUGAGUGACUAACAGAUGAGUCACAGAAGAGUCUGGCGUUACAUGCGCUACAAGAGCCAAAAGAAAUAUCAAGUGUGUGUAAAACAGCCUUAUCAAAAUGCUCCAAGAAGUGAUGCCUGCACCAGACACAGGUUUAUUAAGCUAAAAAUCUGCCGUUUUUACAAGACAACAUUUAAAGUACAUUUAAACUGAAAGUAAGCUGUCAAUUCAAAGCCUCUUUCUCUAUUCUUUCAGCUUAAUCCAGUUUCUUCUGCUUGUGUAUCAGAAAGAUAAACACUCACCAUCCUUUUUACAACAGAAUAAGGAAAAAAUGUGACUCCUGUGACUUUAACGAUGGCAUGGUUGUGGUUGCCAGAUGGGUAUCUCUGAAACUGCUGAUCUCCAGCGUUUGUCAUACAUAACAGUCUCUCGAGUUUACACAGGAUGGUGCGGGGAAAAAACUGUUCUGUGGGUGGAAAUGCCUUGUUGAUAAGAGAAGACAGAAGAAAAUGGUCAGAUUGUUUCAAGCUGCCAGGACAGAUAUAGUAACUCAAUCAAUUUUUACAACUGUGGUGAGCAGAAAAGCAUCUUGGCGUUCAUUGAACAUUGAGGUGGAUGAGCUACAACAGCUGAAGACCACAUCAGGUUUCACUCCUGUCAGCCAAGAACAGGAAUCUGAGGCUACCAUGGGCACAGGUUCACCCAAACUGGACAAAGACUGGAAAAAGUCUGGAUAAUUUUCAAUUGUCGAGUUUGGUCUGUGCCCAUGAUAGCCUCAGAUUCUUGUUCUUGGCUGACAGGAGUGGAACCUGAUGUGGGCUUCUGCUCACGGGUGGAUUUACUGAUUUGGGGGCCCUGGGCAAAAUAUAGGAAUGGGGCCCUUAUUUCAGUAUUUUAACAUUGAAAUAAGUUAAACUGUAAAUAGUUGCAUUUGAAGGCGGUUGCAGCAUGCAAACCCAAGAAUAUUACUGAACUGGAGGCCAUUGCUAAUGAGGAAUGGGAUAAGAUUCCUCAGGAACGCUGGUGUCUGGCAUCUCAUUUGCAGCAGGUCAUAACAGCAAAAGGGUGCUCUACUAAGUACUAAAGAUGCUUGCCAUGAAGGGGUUGAAUAAUUCAUUAUAAGUUGCAUUUUCAGUUGAAUUUGGGGAAACCACUUGAAACAUUCGUUGUGUUGAACUAUUUCAAUUGCUUUUGUUUGGUUUGUUCAUUGCAAACAGCUGAAAGUCUGUAAAUUUUGACUAUAAACCUGAUUUGCAAUGGGAGUUGAAUAAUUUUGAUUGCAACUGUACAUCCUAGCCUGCAACAUGUUGGUCUGUAUCCAUUCAAAUACAUUAAUUAUCUUUGAAUACAACCAUGGUUUGCAUAAACCUAUAGUCAUAUAGCACAUAUAAAAUGUGCUUGGAUAUCAAGCUGGCCUUGGAUCUGUUAGCAGGAAAAGCCUCACCCAGAGGGAUCUUCCUGCCUGGGACUUCCUCCUACGUCAAUAUGUCCAUCACACAAAUACACUUUACACAUGCAAUUAAAUGUUAAAUCCCAAAACAGGAUACAUAUAGGGAUACAUAGUGUAUAAUACUUGGCAAGCUCAUUACUUGUUUUAUUUGUUUUUGUUGGAAGAUAGAAGAGGAUUCAAACAUUUUAAAAUGACAGUGUUACAGGAAACACUGAUUAGAAUGUGAAGGAAACACACUCAAGGACAGACACUUAACAAGAAAAAAACAAAUCACACAUGUGUCAAUUGAACAGGCAAUAGAUACACUGUCUGCCUGCAAACUGGUCAGCUGUUGAUGAUGAUUAGCAGAAACAACAACAA